This is a messenger RNA of Cordyceps fumosorosea ARSEF 2679, 2307 nucleotides long. Its product is annotated as annexin ANXC4. Gene Ontology annotation, cellular component: cytoplasm. Gene Ontology annotation, molecular function: calcium-dependent phospholipid binding; calcium ion binding. NCBI's taxonomy places the organism in Eukaryota, Fungi, Ascomycota, Sordariomycetes, Hypocreales, Cordycipitaceae. The transcript has 2 exons. Bases 1 to 2307 code for a protein of 768 amino acids. The record is from RefSeq and is a predicted model, not a curated record.
AUGUCUCUGGCGGUGCAAGGCGAACGGCACCGCGAUAGGUCCAGGUCCAGGUCGCGUGACCGACGACCCAAAGACGAACCUGAGCGAGGGGCAAUCUCAUAUGCAGAUAUUCGAGGAUCAGGCUAUGGCUACCCCGGCGAUGUUUAUGGCGACAGAUACGACGAUAAAUACACACAGCCUGAAAAUGAACGGCUCGCGUAUCCCUCGGGCAGCAACUUUGAACCGUUAAUGUCUGGUGCCCAGCCGGCGUACCAGUACGACGAGAAGCGUUCUUCAUAUAGAGAUAAUUAUUCUCGGUCAGACUCCCCGGAGUCGAACCACCUUCCCGGAUCUUUCCCUGACGAGGACCGGCCUCGCCGAGGCGAGAAGGAUGCUCGUCACAAGAGUCGCAAAGAAACCCGUGGGGAAAGAAACUACAGCAAAUACGACUAUGAUUAUGAUGAUAAGCGAGACAACCGCCACUCCGAAGCUAGGCGCGACAGGCAAGACACAAUUGAGGCCAGCGACGAUCGACUGAAGUAUCUUCCACAAAAAUACAGUCAGAAUUAUGAUGACAAGGGAGAUACUCGAGGAAAAGUCAAACACACGCGACCGGACUUUGAAGAUGAAGCCUUGACUUAUGGCGGCCCGCCUCCAUUUGAUGCACGUUCGAGCUCUCCUCCAACGUAUGGGAGUUACAUUCCCGGGUCAAGCGCCGGUGACAAGCGCAGGUCCAAGUACGAGGACGAUUACCAUGAUAAUAGGAGACGUUCGUACAGCCUCGAACCAGAAGAUCGGUUGUCUAGGAAGCCAAAGAGCAACUCCUAUCGGGAGUACUUGGACGAUCCAAGGAGCUCCAAAUCGAGCGCUCUGGCCGUGGAAUCAUCUCAGCGAAAAAGGGAUCGCUCAAGGGAUGCCAGAAGGCUUGCCUCACCAGGCCCAGCGUUGUUGACAGCCGAACCUGACAAGCAUGGACGGGGCAAGUCUCGCGAGAGAUCUCGCGACAGGCGGUCAUCCGAGCGAGAAUCCUCGCCUAUGCCACCCACCACCCGGAUGUCAACCCUCACAGUCGACACAAAUCGUCCCGUCAGCAUGUCGCUAGCGGCAGCUCCAGGAUCCCCCCUCCUUGAGUCAUACCAUGGCACCUACCAGGACUGUUCUCCUAUGCCAUCGCCGCUUCUUCUUGCGUCGCAAGCAGCCAAUGAAGCCCCAAACAUUGUCGACGCGCUCUCCCCUCUCAACUCUGACGUCGAGGGAGACAGCAGAAAACGCAACCGCAGAGCUCGUUUCCAUGACCCAGAAGACAUCGCAUCACGCUUGGCGCGCGCUUUGAAGGGCGAUAGACCGCCUGAUACAGAGCCUCUCAUUGAGAUUCUCCCCAGUUUGUCCCACGAUCAAGUGAUGGAACUCCGGACGAAGUACAAGCGUAUUGUCAAGACAGGCUCCGAGCGCAAGGGAGUUAACAUCGCGAAGCAUGUUCGAGCGCGACUCAAAGACGAAGAUGCCAUGCUGAUGAAAGCGUGCUACUCCGUUGCCCUCGGAAUGUGGGAAAGUGAAGCCUACUGGGCUAAUUUCUGGUAUCAGGGAGACAAGACGCGGCGCGAACUGCUCAUUGAAACGUUGAUGGGGCGCACGAACGACGAGGUUCGCCGUAUAAAGGAUGCAUUCACUGAUAAGAAAUACGACAACAGCCUUACUAAAUGCAUGAAGACCGAAUUGAAGGAGGACAAGUUUAAAAAAGCGGUUCUGACGGUCUUAGAGGAGCGACGGAUGGAAGAUUAUGAUCACUAUGGCCGUACAGUUCCGCUAGAUUAUGAUUUGGUCGAUCGCGAUGUGGAUGAGCUGAGAAAAGCAGUCAAGGCUGAGAAAGGUGGCGAGACUUUGAUGAUUGCGAUCGUUUUGCAACGCAGCGACACUCAUCUCAGAGCUGUUCUGAAGGAAUAUGAGCGUCACUAUAGAGGCAAUUUUGCCCGCGAGGCGCUCAAGAAGAGCGGCAAUCUUGUGGGCGAACUUCUCGCUCAUAUUUUGAACGGGGUAAUCAACCGUCCUGUUCGAGACGCCUUGCUACUACACCACGCACUUACAGCCUCGCGCAAGGACGCCCUGCGUCGCGAGCUGCUCGUUUCCCGGCUUGUCAGAUACCAUUGGGAUCCUAUGCACAUGCAGGCGGUCAAGAGAGCUUACAGCGAGAGGUACGGCCGCGAGCUUCAAGACGCCGUCCGCGAUGCAACCAGCGGAGAAUGGGGUAUAUUUUGUUUGGAACUGUGCAUUGCGCGAAUGCCUAACCACGUUCGCCGCAUCGAAAGGGUCAGCGGAGGUGGUCGCUAG